This is a messenger RNA of Clonostachys solani, 1311 nucleotides long. The record is from the annotation of a GenBank genome assembly. Lineage: Eukaryota; Fungi; Ascomycota; Sordariomycetes; Hypocreales; Bionectriaceae.
AUGGCUCGCUUCCGAGCAAUGGCCAGCUACCCCUUCCGAAUCCUCGCCUCCGGUGCCUCAUGUGUCAAAAGCAUCCUCCAAGGCAUCUGGGAUCUCUUCCCUUGGUCCCAGUUGAAGCGGAUGGAGCGAGAGGACGAGCGACUGCAGCUGGCGCACAACAAGUUCUUCGUCGACCGCAUCCUCAGACCGGCUGCCGCUGCACCCAUCAGCACAGUCGUGGAGGAACCGCUCUCGGAAAGUACCAGCCCCCUCUUCAGUCGAAUCCCACCCGAGGUCCGCCGCGAUAUCUUGCUGUAUGCCUUUGGCGAGCACACGCUGCACAUGGACCUGGGAUUCCACGCCCCGCCCAAGCACGUCGACGAAGAGCCUACUGAUCCUGGUAAUACCGCCCAUGCGGGGAUUGAAUCUCAGGAGUUCAUCUCUUUCGGCGACAGAGACGGACAGUGGAGAUGGGGCGGCUGCAUUUGCCAUCGCUCUCCGCCAGAAGAAGACCCGCUGUCGUUGGGCAGGCUUCGAUGCGAUCCUCUCGUACCUACGAGAGAGUCUUAUUAUUCCGACGGGUGCCUGGCUGGCGAGGCCUCUUGUCCGCACUGGCCAGGACAGUGGCCCGUCAAAUGCCAGAUCGGAAUAAUGGGCUGGCUUUUAAGUUGCCGCCAAGCGUAUCUGGAGGGAAUGGAGGCCCUGUACGGAAUGAACACGAUACAGGUCUCGUGCAAGCUUCUCCUUCGUGGCUUCCCGGAGCUGAUCUCAUCGAAUGUCAUGUCGCAUAUAACGUCGCUCAAGCUUGUCAUAAACCCGCAGAAGCUGCCGCUUAGGCAUGUGUUCAUUGGCCACUUUGAUCGAUCUCGCGCUCGGCAGCUGACGCCCCAAAAAGCGCUUUUCCCAUUGCUGUCUCAUCUCCACAUAUGGCUCAGCGGCCCGGAAUAUGAACUUCUUGGUCUGGCCGAUGCUGAUGCCCUUGAGGCUGCAAGUCACAAUCCAAGGGAUAUAUACUCACCACCGGACUUGGAUGUUAUGAUCAUCAGGCUUGCACCGGCUACAACAAACGUGACUGUCACCUGCCCGUUCUCUCUGUGGUACAGGUCAGUUGAGGCGGAUCACAUCAACAGUCAGGGGAAAGAGUGGACACAGGAGCGAGGCUCGGAAUAUGGAGGCGUGGAGUUCUGGCGUCAGAUGCCUGUUGGUGGGCAACUGCCCAAGACGACUGAGGAAUGGCAGGCGGCCAAGAAGAACGGGCGAGGAUAUUGGAUCCAUCUUGGUCUAGUAUAUGAUAUCCGUCAUCAAGUUCAUGAAGUAGACGAUGACGACUGA